CUCUGGUCAGCUCAGGAACGAAACCAUAACCAGCUACUGCUACUACUACUGCUACUGCUACCGCGUCUGCUGCUCCUGCUCCUGCUACUUCUACUUCUACCCAACGAUAGUCUUGAUACGCUGACUAGUCCUGACACUACUUUUAUCAACACUGCAAUGCUCAGAUGACCACAACCAUGGCAGAGACAGACUUGAUGCUCUCCCUUACAUCCCUCCCUCUUCCACAAGAUGCACCAGGCUUGAAAGAAGAGCUCUCACUUGAUCGUAUACUCCAUCAAAUCGGCCGUGAACGGGGCUCCUUCCGCAAUUUCACUGAAGAAUCCAUUCAAGCUGAGCUCGAGGAUCCUGAGCAUGCUCUCAUUUCUUUGACUGCGCCUGUCUCUGUCAUUGCAGAAGAUGACAAGAAAGCUCAGGUCGAUACGCGUGUACAGCUCAAAGAGACACUACUCACUUCACUCGGUACUGCACUCAACGAAUCUGCUCUUGCACUCGACUUCUUGUCGCUACUACUUUCUAAUGACAACAAGCAUGCAGAUGCAAGCAUGUCGCCUGCGCUGAAACAAGCUACGCCGGCUGGUAGUCUGGCCUAUCACCCUUACUUUCGAGAAGAAGAUUCAGCAAUUGCAGAAAGUGGAGCAAUGCAAGUCCAGCAAGCCGCCUUAGGUCUCCUCUCUCACUCUUUGACAUCUGCAAGCGAUCAAUUAUCAAAAGCCAGCGACGACGCCGACUCAGAUCGUGCGCUCGAUCAAACCUUUUGGAGAGAUGUAGCUGCCUUGCAAGAAGCAGGCUGGCAUGUGUUCAAGCCGCGAUCAGGCACACAGACGUCCAUCAGUGUUCAUUUUGGUCCCCAUCCAUCACAUGCCAUCACACUCAAUAGAUCAGCGACUGGAUCGAUUGAUACUUCUACGCUUAGCAGUCGGGAUUUGUCUCUUCGCUGCAAUAUUCGCAAAGGAAGCAGUAUCGUCGCUUCCUAUAGCGAGCAUCACAGUCGUACCCAACAAGACGACACGCCGACACUAGCGAACAAGCUGACGAGAGCUCGACAAAGUAUCUAUGAUGAAGGCUUGUUUAGCGAUUUGGUACGAGAAUGUCAAAUGCAAACACACUUGGCCGCACAAGUUGAGCCGUCUUCUAUUUCGUUCCUCUUGUCUCCUCGACAAGAUGUUGCGCUAGAAAUCCAGCUUAUUGAAGACCAAGAUCAACAGGAAGAAACGACCUUAGCCGACAGCUCAGAACAAGAGCGUUAUUCAGUACUAGCUCGCACAGUUUUCAUACUGCUCAACGAGGGAUAUCUCAAGAAGCAGCAGCAACCACGCGAUGCGGUUCCAUCGUCUAUUCUGACCGGCAUCAUAGGAUGUUUGACGUUUGGUCAAGCUCGACAUGCCCUUGUCUCUGCUCUCGAGGAAAGAAGGGAUACACUGAACCGGUAUGAAUGGGAGAAACCUGCUCAAGUCACCGUCAUCACAAACGCAAGGCAGCAAGAAACAGAGGAUUGUGAAUUGCACGCGCAGCGAGCCACCAUCCAGUUCAGCCACAUGUCUCUGCAAAGCACAAUUGCCGUCGAGCCAGAAAUGACAGGACAAGGUCAGCCGACUGCAGUACAUGUCCUGAAGAUGUCGCUGGACACAGGCGCGUCUCAAGCACGUACACUAACAACAAAUGACUUGUCUUACGUGUUGCGGACACUGGAUAGAGAGAUCCAAGCAGCAGUCAUCCGUGCCGUGCUUAGCGACGCUGCAGGGGAUGCACAGCAAGUCUCAGACUGUCAAGUCUUGUUCAAAAAUAACAGGCUAUAUCAAGUUUCGAUUGGACAGGGUGGUCGCAUCUUGUUGGAUUGGCAGGGACGUGAGGGAAGUCAAGAACCGCAUGAGCAUGGAUAUAAGCGGGUUUUCGCAUUCAUGAAUCGAUAGUAAAGGUGAGGAAAGCUUAUCGUAUAGUCGCGGUUGUACUGCUUUUGAAGAGGUGAAGUGCCUACGAGCUGCCAACUGUCUUGUUAGUCGCAUAAGUCAAAGUCAAGAGCAUACCCAAGACACGGUUGAUGGGGAUGUGAAUGAGCUUGACAAUGAAGCCAACGAAGCCCAUAACGAGGAAGCC
This is a messenger RNA of Protomyces lactucae-debilis, 2094 nucleotides long. RefSeq names its product subunit 17 of mediator complex-domain-containing protein. Gene Ontology annotation, cellular component: mediator complex; core mediator complex. Lineage: Eukaryota; Fungi; Ascomycota; Taphrinomycetes; Taphrinales; Protomycetaceae. Gene Ontology annotation, molecular function: transcription coregulator activity. The record is from RefSeq and is a predicted model, not a curated record. The transcript has a single exon. Gene Ontology annotation, biological process: regulation of transcription by RNA polymerase II. Bases 165 to 1910 code for a protein of 581 amino acids.